Molecule: messenger RNA, 213 nt
Organism: Brugia pahangi
Lineage: Eukaryota; Metazoa; Nematoda; Chromadorea; Rhabditida; Onchocercidae
Source: the annotation of a GenBank genome assembly
AUGUCGUAUGACGGACGCUCCGGAGCAUGCAGCACCUGUACAACACAACAAUACAUACAUGAAUCAGCUAUCGGUAAUAUAUUCUCGUUGUUGCUGUCAUUGAUGUUUAAUCGGCAAGGUCAGAAAAUGCAAUUCACCAAAACCAACCCAACAAAAAUAUUCAAACUCAAAAUUCAAACUCGUACAACGACUAUUAUUCUUCAUUUCCCAUAA